AUGGUCGUGCGUGCCGCCAUCAGUACAGCCGUAAACUUGGUCCCGUUUUCCGAUCGGCUUCCGCAGCGUGUGCACAAUCUUAUGGGCUCCGGGGCUUCCAGAUUGGCGGACCUCGAGCUCUCGCCGGACGAGGUGCGGCCGCUUGCGACGCCGUCGCAGAAAAUCCGCAAGAAAAUGCGAGAGAAACGGCCCGCAACAGAGAGAAGUUCGCUUGCGCUGGGCCGCAACUCCUCAUUAGACGCCGAGGAUGACGGCAACGACACAGCCAGAGACACGGACACGCAGAGCCUCCGCACCGAGCGCGUGGAGCUGUAUUUGUGUGAGCAGCACGACGAGUUCACGUCGCUUAUCAACAGGAAUCUCAAGGAGGUCGUGCGGCAGCAGCAGCAAAGGCAGGCCGAGGAGGCCGGGUGGCGCCGGCUCGUGCUUGAGAUUAUGAUGGCCCGCGCCGGCGACGACGCGACUCAGAAAUUGGUACUGUUGGUGGCCCGCGCUCAAGAUAGCAUAUAUGCGUCCGUGCCCUUCAUUCACAGCGAGCGUCGGCUGCAAACGAGCGCAGGCGAGUAUGGGAGCUCGGCUCUGAAAGUGGACAGCGCCGAGUUGCUCGACCAGCUCGACUACGCGCAGAAAGUCGCGUUGUUGCGUCACUUGAUGGUGGACUUGGGCAUGCGGGCGGAUGCCGACGACAUUGCCGAGUUCACGCGGGGGUCCCUGCUUGACGACGACACGUCCAUUGCCGAUAAGCUCGAACUCUUGGUGCUUCUCCUGGUGCGGCUCUGGUUCAUCGGGCUCCGGUGCCUAGUGCCUGUCUUGCAACACAUAUACACGCGGUUCAAGGAGAACGACAUGCUCUUGGUGAACAACCGCAAUUUCAGCAGGCUUCUCACGGUGCUUGCGCGCGCCAUGGUGACUGUAGAAGAACGGCUAAACACUUUCAGCACUGGGCUGAGCAGGCUGAACUCUCAGGCGUCCAGUCGGCCUAGCUCGCAAACACUGGCGACAUCUGCCUCGUGA
Molecule: messenger RNA, 1014 nt
Organism: Metschnikowia bicuspidata var. bicuspidata NRRL YB-4993
Lineage: Eukaryota; Fungi; Ascomycota; Pichiomycetes; Serinales; Metschnikowiaceae
Exons: 1
Coding region: 1-1014 (337 amino acids)
Source: RefSeq, a predicted model, not a curated record